Drosophila albomicans is the source of this 6824-nucleotide messenger RNA. RefSeq names its product dopamine D2-like receptor (gene 5-HT2B). NCBI's taxonomy places the organism in Eukaryota, Metazoa, Arthropoda, Insecta, Diptera, Drosophilidae. The transcript is spliced from 7 exons. Gene Ontology annotation, biological process: adenylate cyclase-activating adrenergic receptor signaling pathway. The record is from RefSeq and is a predicted model, not a curated record. Gene Ontology annotation, molecular function: G protein-coupled receptor activity. Gene Ontology annotation, cellular component: membrane. Bases 655 to 3528 code for a protein of 957 amino acids.
GAGUACGAGUUCGAAUCGGAAACCGAAACCGAAACAGAAACAGAAACUGAAACCAAUUCCGAGCCCAGUCCGCAACUGAGGCACAACAAGUGACGCUAUUCAAAUUGAAAUUUGAAUACCAUUUUAGUGUUGUGUAGUUAGAUGUCGCGGGGUUUUUAAAAGUUUUUUAACCCACCAAUUUUAGGUGGGGGUUAAUUGUUAUCCAGUGAUAAAUAUAAACCACAAUCAAUUCAAUGAGCGUACUAUAAUAUCACCAAUUUGUAUGCCGCGUGCGUGAUCUGAUUGAUAUUCAAUAUCCAUAUUCAGAUCUUGUUAGAGCAGAAAUUUCCGGCAAUUUUGUGCCAUAAAAUGUUUGCCACCAAUAUCCGGCAGGUUGUAGUCAACGUUAUGUCCCAGCUGGAAGGUAUUGACGAUUAGAAACGCGACGAAAGUGGCUGCUUCGACGUUUUUCGAGCAGUUCCCAUUACCGUGCUAGGCUUUCCGCUGCAUUUCGCCAUUUCAAUUGGCACGAGAAACUUUUAGCCUCUAUACAUGGGGCGAGGACGGCUGCUAAGAGUGCAACAACGACACUAAUAUCUUGCUGGAAGUUUCAACAGAGCAAUAUAUUGAAAUAUACAUAGGAAGAAAAACAAGACAGGCAGACAUUCUGCGAAUAUGGAAGAAGAUGUGUAUGCAACGUUCAACUAUAACGACAGCGGAGGAGGCAGUGGCACUGAAGAUGGCGGCACCGUUGGUAGCGGAGAGGAUGAGGAUGGUGGUUGGAGGAGCCUCGACUUUAGCGUGGAAGAGCUGCAGAACUUUUUGCUUUGGCAGCUGCCCAAUCCAGACAAUUACAGCCAGCACCAGCUGGCUAAUUGGAAUCUCAGCAAUGUGUCCUCAACGCCAAUAAUGACACCAACAACUCUGCCGGCGGAGCCACCGUUUGAUGCCAACAAUUAUUGGGCACUGCUGGCACUUGUUUUGGUCUUUGGUACAGCCGCUGGUAAUAUUUUAGUGUGUCUGGCCAUCGCAUGGGAGCGUCGCCUGCAGAACGUGACGAACUAUUUCCUAAUGUCGCUUGCCAUUACGGAUUUAAUGGUGGCUGUGCUUGUCAUGCCUCUGGGCAUCCUCACGCUGGUGAAAGGACACUUUCCACUUAGCUCGGAACACUGUCUGACCUGGAUAUGCCUGGACGUGCUAUUCUGCACGGCGAGCAUAAUGCAUCUGUGUACAAUAUCCGUGGAUCGCUAUUUAUCGCUUCGCUACCCAAUGCGUUUUGGGCGGAAUAAGACCAGACGGAGAGUGACACUCAAGAUUGUCUUUGUCUGGCUACUAAGCAUUGCGAUGAGUCUGCCACUGAGUUUGAUGUACUCCAAGGACCAUGCCUCAGUGCUGGUAAAGGGAACUUGCCAGAUUCCCGAUCCGGUCUACAAGUUGGUUGGCUCGAUUGUCUGUUUUUAUAUCCCACUCGGUGUAAUGCUGCUCACAUAUUGCCUUACUGUGCGACUUUUAGCCAGACAGCGUCAGAAUUUGGGAGGCGGACAGCCAACGUCAGCAGCCACGCCUGGAUGGGCCAGCGGUUGGCUAGGACAAGCGCCCGCCUUGGAACGUCGCUGCACAUGGCGUCGUCUGCUAAAGCCGGGACAGAGCCACGCCUCAUCGGUGCUGCACGCCCACUCAGCCAACUCAACGGACACAGAUCUCAGUACUCUAGACAAUCAUGAACUCUGGCUACCAGAUACCAGCAUACCCGAGCCAACGCCCACAACGAUGACGGCACUGCAUCAAUUUGGGGCGGAAAUGUUGAAGUUGUCGCGUGGCCUGGAAUCUGUCGCAUCGUCAUCCACGACGGGCUCUCCCACCAAAUCCGAAUUUUCCAUAUCAAAUCAUCUGCCCUUCCCGAGCAGCCCUCAACGUUAUGCGACACAUCAACAGACAUUGCAGCAACAGCAUCAGCACCACCUUCAGCUCCAGCAUCAACAACAACACAACUCACAUGGAGCCAUUUAUCUGCAGCAAACAUCGCCGAAGAGCAGACAGGGAGCCAGCAAUCAUCUGGGUCUAUCCAUCACUACGUUAGGCAUGGAACGCGAGAGCACGCGAAACUCCUUGGCCAGCAGUCGAUUGGGUGAGCAGAGCGAUGGAACACUCUCGCAACUCUCUCAACGAUUACGUGCGUACAAAAACCGAAGACGCGCCUCCUCGGCAGUCUCGGGUCGUGAACGUCGUGCUGGCAGUGAAGAAACUGAAGACGAAGAUCAGGACACAUUACGAAGAAGGAAGCGCCACAAUAGCUUGCCAAAGAAUGCCCUCUAUACGCAUCACAAGACGCUGCACGAGAGUCUAGACAAUGAUGAUCACGAUCACAGUCACAGUCAUAGUCACGAUCACGAUGAGAAUGACAUGGACGAUGAUGAAGACGAUAGUGGCGAUGUGGACAGAGCAAGACAGACUGAGAAAACACCUAAGGGUUGCCACUCGGAUACUGAACUUGAGCCGGCCAAGCAGUGCCGAGUAACAAACAAUGUGAAUCAUCAGAGCGAUUACCUGCAGCUUCCCUCAGUCUGCACAUGUCCCUACUUCGGCGAUCGACCACUGCAAAGCUGCGUGAAAACGGCUGAAGUGAAGAUCAUUUCUUCAGCAUUCAAAGUGACCACAACAUCAACAACUGCAGUGAGUAGUUCCCCUAGUGAAAUGGAGCUCUUGCUCUGCACCAGCAGCAACAAUAAAGCCGGGUUAACAAGUAGCGUCAGUGUGGGCAUUGGGGGAGUAGGCGGCGUCGGCGGAAUGACAACUACAAAUGCACCUGCAGCAGCGGCAUCGUCUAUCGGCGCGACAUCCAACACUCUGUCGCCUCACUCGGCGCAUCAGCAUCAGAGCGAGGGAGGCAGUUAUCUAGCUGCUCCUGGGACACCAUGUCCAGGACGACGCAAACUGAGCAUAUCGAAGACGGCAUCGGUGGUCACAUGGGAUGCCAACCGGCAUCGGCGGAGGGGAAGCAGCUUUGGAGGUGCACGCACGUCAUUACUUCUCACCCCAACAAAAACGACGUGCAACACAGCGACAACAACCCCUCUGCGACGGUCAGCGACCUUGCGAAGCCAUCAGAACAUGAACUACCAGGGUAGUGGCGAUGGAGUGAAGUCCAACAACAGGACACCGCAAUCUUCUCCGUGUCUGCUGCAAAGGCAACAGACAGUGCGAUCCCAUCACUCCCGAAAUUCCAGCGUCAUUUCGAGGAACUCUUCACGGCACGGUCGCAUCAUUCGACUGGAACAGAAGGCAACCAAAGUUCUCGGCGUUGUCUUCUUUACCUUUGUAAUACUCUGGUCACCAUUUUUCGUACUCAAUCUGCUGCCCACAGUGUGUGAAGAGUGUGAGGAACGCAUUAGCCACUGGGUAUUCGAUGUAGUCACCUGGCUGGGAUAUGCCAGUUCCAUGGUGAAUCCCAUAUUCUACACCAUCUUCAAUAAGGUAUUCAGGCAAGCUUUCAAGAAGGUAUUGCUCUGCCGCUACUCAAGCACAAGCGCCUGGCGACCGAGUAGAUAGCAGACACCCGUGAGGCUUGGGAAGCUUUCCAGUAAGGCAAAUAGCAAUUCUCUCAAGCCAACACCGCCCAUCAAAUGUGCUAGCGUUGAGUUUGAGAUUGGCUCCACACAACGCUCUACGGUCGGUGUCCUUAAGCGGCCCAGUGAAGGAUCAACAGCCAACUUAUAAGCUCAAUUCAGUUCAUCAUGUUCAAGUCCAUUUGAAUCGCCUCUGACAUUCUGGUUAACCACAGAACGUGUCCCUCCAUAUGCAAACUCUGAAUGUGUGUUUUGGGUGUGUGUUUGUGGUCUUGAGUUCCCGUAAUUAAUUUCAAAAUUCAAUUUGCAUGCCUUGCCAACGAACAGGAUACCCAAACCAAUGUGCAUUCCCUAUCCCUUUUCGAACCAGCGCCCAGUUGUUCCGGACAAGAAGCUUAGUUGCCUCAGACCACACUGACAACGGCAACAUAUCGUCUCGCUCUUUUCUCUAAUUGUGGCUCUCUCGAAGCUUGUGAGUGUUUAGCAAUGCAAUCCCAUUAAGGAUUAUUAAACUGAGCAUGAUUUCUCCCUAAAUUAAUUAUGGCCUCCAGCACCACAAAACAUAUGGAAUAAACUUCCCGAUUGUGUAGUUGACUAUUUGAUUGCAAAUCAAUCAAAUCAAAUCGAACUUUACCGCAAGCAGUUUCCAUACAGUUAAUCAAUAGUAUUGCAAUUAUUUAUUUUUAAUUAAAUGGAAGAAAUGGAAUAUAACGAAAUCAAAAGUUCAGAUAUUUAUUAUGAGAACGUUUUUCUUCGGUAUCUUAUCUUUCUCAAAGGAAACAAUCCAAGUGCUUAUCUUUAACAGAAUGUUAUUGUUGUUAUACUUUAUUGAAUCGUAAUCUAUCGACUAUUAUGUUGCAUUAUUUGUGUUGUAUACUUUUGCAAUUAUGUGUUUAAUUUAUAAUAAUUUUCAAACCGCAAAUGCGAGAAUCAUGAAAUACUCAUUGAAGCGAUCAUCACGUACGCAAUGUCUAUAGAAAUUGUUGUUCUUAUGGUUAAUAGCGAAGAGAUUGGCAUUUUCUUAUUUUUAUUCGAAAAGUUGAUUCAUUUGCUCCUGCUUCCGUGAGCGAAAUGAAAAUUUUCAGCCGGUCACGUAAGAAGCCAAUGCUCGUCUUGAGGGUGCUUACCACCACCAAGUCCCAGUUCCGAUUGCAGACACAUGCACAAAUCUAGUCAAACAGUUGGUCGAGGAACACUUCAAAUAAGAACAACAAUCAAGGGAAAAACCAUAAUAAUAGCAACAAGAAUAAGUAGCGCUAUAAUGAAAGCUAUAUGCCUCAAAAGUUUCACUGCUCGCCAAGUUUAAAGCGCAGUUUUGGCUACAAAGUGUAUGAAAAGCCUCAUGGACAGUCUUAUUGAGAGGGAAACAGCAAGGGAAGAAAAAUGGCAAAGAGAAAGAGAGAGAGAGAGAUAUAGAGAGUGAGAGUGACAGUAAGAACACGAGAGGAGGGGUCAGGUAAUGGUGCCAUUAGCAGCGCCUUCUCAAAAAGAUGCUGCCACACACGUCAGGUUUAAAACCAUUUUCCGCUCUCUUGUUUCUUCUUCAGUUCUUUAUCAUUUUGGUGACAAAUUUUUCAGUCCAGACGACCACGGCAACGACGACAGACAACGCCAGACGCAGAUGAAGUAAAAGCACCCGCGGUGCUUGAAAAUUUAUAGCUAUUUUAUCGCCAACGGAAAUAUUUUUCCACUUCAUUGCUGCCGAUGUCAGUGGGUAGUUUUUUAGGGUCAAUAGGCUGGUCGAAAAUGUCACACUCAAGUGAAAACUUCAUUGAACUUUAAUGGUCUUGGCGCCCAUCUCGCUUCUAGCCCUCAGGGUGAACAACACAAACAUCUUGAAAGCUCCGAUAGUCAACUGGCAGCAACUUCCGCUUCCGCUUUGCCGUUCUGAGCAUAUGGUGUUUUUAUAAAAGCCAAUUGCAGUGUAUGGAGAAAGUCAACUAACUAGAAGAUUCUGUUUAUAUUAUAUUAUUGUACUAUACAGUUUAUAGUAUAAAGAUUAUUAAUAAGUAAAUAAAAACUGUCAAAUUUAUAAGAAUUUCGGAAACCGAGAAUUGUGCUAUAUAUAAUAUUUGACUGGAAAUCAAUGACGAAUGAUGAGACCAAAGUAAUUUUCUGAGACCACUGAAAAAAAUGAACGUGUUGCCUAUUUCGAACUGAUUGAAAGUGUACGAGUAUUUGGAAUGAUACCAUUUAUGUGCUUGGGAAUGCAAAAAGAAAAAUUUGGGCAACAACUACACUGGAAAGUUGGCAAGAUGCUAAACUAAAUCAAAUAUUCACUCAAAAGUAAAUGUAAGUUAGGCAAUAUACGAAUUUAAACUUGAUAAAUGUCUCCAGCAAUGAAUGAAUUGAUAUAGAAUAAUAAUUGAAUAUUAUCUGUGCUUUAAUUGUGCUGAUUUAUGUUGCCUCCAAGGGGCAACUGGGAAUUGUAAAUACUAAUUAAUCACAAAUAUGAAUACAACUUUAGAGUAGUCGAUUAAUAUUUAAGACAACCAAAAGGGGAAGCAUUUUCACAAAACGCUUUACAAUUAGCUAUGCUAAGCUGAAUGCAUUUCAGUCAACUAAAUUUAAUAGACAACUGUAUUAUAUAGAAAACUAAUGUACCAACUAGAUAUUUGAAUAGAUGUGCUUUAGGCCCUAGAUAAUUGCCAGUCUCAAUAUGUACAUAAAUGGACUAUACAAGUAGAAAAUACACAUAACAAAUCUCAUUGGGGUAUUCUAACUACAAAUCAAAUAUGCAAAGCUAAAUUCAAUUACCAUUACCAUCACUAAUUUAUUUGAAUUUAUUAUUUAUUGAGCACCCACUUGCAAUUAAAUACAAUAUAUGAAAUAUAAUUACAUUUUAAAGGAAUGCAUUUUCAGUGGAUCAAAACUUCAGGUUUCCUUCAAGCGUCAAGUUUUGAUGAGAAUUUUCGAAUUUAUAUUUAAACAAACACACGUUACAUCUUGGAAAAAAUAUGUGUUAGAGUACUGACAUAGAACCAAUUGCAGUUGACUAUCCCAAAAGAAUAGUAAAUGCUUUGAAAGUGAAAUACAAAGCCAAACUAAUAACCCAUUUAUGGACAUAUCUCUGUGUGUUGAUGUUAUAUAACAAGGGCGAUGUAUAAAUUAUAAAUAUAUAUAUAUACAAUUAUAUAUGUAAUAAUGUAAGUAGAUAUUCCUUCAACCAAGUCAAAGACAAAUGAUUAUAUGUAUAACAUAUUAGUGUUAACGAUUAUUAUUAACUUAACUGUAAACAAAUGUACUUGAAAAGCCUUUUAUGAUUUCUGAUAAAUGUGC